Messenger RNA from Cladocopium goreaui, 2268 nucleotides. The record is from the annotation of a GenBank genome assembly. NCBI's taxonomy places the organism in Eukaryota, Dinophyceae, Suessiales, Symbiodiniaceae.
AUGCGUUCUUCCCAGCCUGUGUGCAACAAGUGCCGGUCAGGAAAACAGGCUGAGGGGGCUAACUGGUGCCUUGGUUGCUCGGCCCUGGAAGUUUCGAGCACCCUCCUCCGGAGGCGCUGGAACAACCCGGGACUUCGGGCAAUAGCUGAGGAAACCUUGCUGUCCACAGCAAAGCUGUGCCGGGCUUUCAGUAACCUGGACAGCAACCUCCUGACUGCGGCCGCUGUGGACAAGGGACCACUUGCGGCUGCAAAGAGCCGAACUGAUCGGCCGCGCUCUCGCACACCGCUGAGAGACGAGGAAGAGAGCUACCUGGAGGAGUCGGAAGAAGAGGAGGCACCAGCUGUUUCAGAAAGGCGAGUGGAACCAGAGGAGCCCAGGAGGACCGAGGUGAAGCAAGAGAGCAGAGGAUCAGAGAAGCCACCAGAGCCGCCUUACCCGCCGAGUUUUGCGGCUGCAGAGGUGGGGCUGAUGGCAGAGGAGGCCAUUCCAGCAGAGGAGGAAUGGGAUGGAGUCGGCGACAAUCCCUUUGGGCCGGUCCCUUCCCCCGAAGAGGUGAGGGAGGCACUACAGAGGCUACCCAGGCCAUCAAAGCCAGUAAACUACAAUACAGCAGAGGCAGAGUUUUGGAGACUUCGCUACAUUCCAGCUGGCUCAGUGAUCCAGUUCAAGGAUCCUGUGGCCGUGCUGGAUGCCCCGGCCGAUGUGGGUGUGCUGGAGUCAGACAGCCGCUACUCAGAGGCGGAGACAAGCAGCAGCGAGUCCCUGAUGCCACCUUUGAAGAAGAAAGCCCCGCGGUCACCGGGUGCCGUUUUCAAGAUGUUGGAGACACAUGCAACGGAGAGAUUGGCCCAGGAUGCAACUUUAGAGGAGGCAGAAGGGAGUCAGAACCAAGCCUCAUCAAUGAGGGGCAAAUUUCACACCUUCUUCCAGCUGUGUUUGAAGCCCCAGUUAGAUCCGAAGUCGCGGGACUCGAAGGAGCUGUUCCUCCUCUCGAGGGCGCUGGAUCUUCUGAAGCAGCGGCCUUUGGACCAGUUGGCAGAUGUGCUGGCCUCGCGGAUGAUGGCGGUGGAGACCGCGUCCAAACAAGGCUGGGCCACAGCGAGGUUCUUGGAGGUCCUCGACGAAGGGGACGAGACAAGCACCCCACCGCACAUCCUUCUUGCAGCUCAACGGCACAGCAGGUUGGUCGAGAAAGCAGGAGGAAACGGAAGUUGGACAAGGCAACAAAACUGGUACGGCGACUGGGGAUACGGAGGGGUCGCAGCCCACGAAGAGGGGCAAUGUGGUACAACGAAUCUUGAAGGCAUCGAGACGACGCUUCUGGAAUUCAGGUCAGGAGGCGCUGGCGAUUCUUUGCCUGGCUGCCCGCUGAACCGUUGUGAUUGGCUGGCUACGCUGGAACAGACUAAUGAUUUAGUCUCAUUGGGCAUUGCACUGGCAAGGGGACUUUCACGAGGUUUUAUCCCGGAAGUUUCCUUAUGUGCUGAACCUUCACAGCUCGCUGGUCGGAAAUCCCGAUCGGGCGAACUGUUUCCCCUGCCGGUCAUCAUACCUGACAUCAUGAUGGAUGGUGAUGAAGCCACCGCUGAGGAGCGUUUUCGCUUGUCGGUGCGGUGGUGGACAGCGCUGGGGUGUGCGUCAAUCAAUGCAUUGUACAAAUGUCCCAGACAAGGAUUUAGUCGCCGACCUGGAAAAGUGCAUACUUGCGCGCUGAGGGACAUGGAAGAUAAGGUGAUGGAAGCGACAACUCCUACGCGAGCCUGGUGGCAAGUUUAUUUGGACAACUUCUUUUCAGGAGAAUUUGACGAAAGUGGCAGAGGCAGAACCGGGCUGCAGCUGCAGGAGAUGGCCAUGAAAGCUUGGGGCGCUGCUGGAGUGUUGUCAGCUAGCGACAAACAGGUUUUACAGUCAAAGGAAGUUGUUGAACUGGGUAUUAGAUUUGAUGGCAGUCAAGGACUACUUGGAGGAUCACCUGAACGAUUGCUGAGAACAAUUUGGGCCACGCUGUACCUCCUGAGGCACGGGCGUUGGAGCCAAAGGGAAGCUCAAGUGGUGCUUGGACGCUGGGUGUUCCUGCUGCAAUUCAGGCGUGCAGGAAUGGGCUUUUUGUCCAGGUGCUGGAAGGCUGUGGAGUCAGCCUGGCCAGCUCCUAAGCACGUCAAUACGUUGCUACAGGAGCUCAUGAGGCUCAUCUGCGUUGGGCCGCUGCUACAAACUGACCUGCGGGCCAAGUACGAUGGUGAUGUUACAGUUUCAGAUGCAUGA